GGCAACCGGGCUGCUGCAGGAACACGGGCCCGACUUGGUGGUUCCGGCUGCACAAUGCAACGGGCUCCUGUGAGGUACUGCUGGGACUUGGUACUAAGGCUUCGAGCCCACGGCCAGGGCUGGCAUUUGAACGCACGCAAGCAAGGUAUUCGACGAGUCUGCUCUUGCACACGCAUCCAUAUACGCAGGUAGAUGCCCGCAGCGUCGAAUCGUCCCUCGCUGACCCAUGACUGCGAUCCAAGCUCCCUACUUGUCAUAUAGCAAUGAGGUUAUAGACCAGAUGGACGGCGCACGUCCGAUAAACCUGCGCCGCGCUGCAGCUUGACUCGAUCCGAUUUCAAUGUCUCAAGCCCAAAUCCACGCGUGGCACGACCAUGCGUCACCGUCAGGGGGUUAGCCAGCCAGACACCGGCAAAGAAUGCGAAGUGUUGCAAGGGAGGAAGGUGCCAGCCGUCGCCCGCUGCGACACCUGUUACUUAAGGCCGCUAGCUGCUCCGAGUCACCCUCGGGCAUCUUCGACGGUGGCCGCUCAUACACUCUUUAUCCAUUGCCCGCUCAUUGUGAUUUCGAGUCGCGAGUCACAAUGGCGGCCAAGACGCUCUUUACCACCUGGGCCCUUGCCGCCCUCGCGGCCUGCGCAGCGAGCUUCGAAAAGGCCGCUGCCGUCCCAGACGGAUGGAGGAAGCUCGACGCCGAGCCCGAUUCCUCCAGACACCUGCAAAUGUCCUUUGCCCUGCAUCACCCCGCAACGGACGAGCUUUCAGACAAACUCAUGGCGGGGAUGCGCCUCUCGCUCGCCCAAGUCACCGACAUGAGAACGCCCAAGCAGCAGGAUGUAAAUGCCGUGCUUGAGUGGUUGGCAGAUGCCGGAAUCAAGCAGACGAGAGCCGAAACAGAUUGGGUCCAUGCCAGAACCACAGUCGGCGAGGCAGAGAAGCUGCUCAACAUGCGGCUACACCAGUAUUCGUUCGAUGGCAAGGCCCCUGUCCUCCGCACGACCGAGUACUCGAUCCCCGACGACCUGAACAAGAUAGUCAGCUUCGUUCAUCCCAUCGCAAACUUCAUGACGCCCACGCACGAAGUCGGCCUCUCUAAGCCGUUGGCUUUCGACCAGCAAGUCCAUCAACGCGACACGUACGACUGCAAGACGGGGAUCCGACCCGAGUGCAUCAUCAAACAGUACAACAUCUCUUAUACUCCUCCAAAUGGCACAUCGCACGUCAGAUUUGGCAUCGCGGGAUUCCUCGAGCAAUACGCCAACUUUGCGGACGCGCAAAUCUUCUUUGAACGCUACAAACCGGAGCUCAAGGGCUACAACUUUUCCGUCGAGCUCGUCAAUGGCGGGAAGAACCUUCAGACGUCGGCCCUCUCGGGCCUGGAAGCGGCACUGGACGUGGAAUACGGCAUGGCGAUCGGCCACCCCACUCAGGUGACGUUUUACUCGGUCGGCGGCCACGGCAUGAAGCUCAACGCCUCGGGAAAGCCAUACCCGAACGAGUACAGCGACAACGAGCCCUACCUUGACCUACUCGAGCACCUCCUGAGCAAGCCCGACAGCCAGCUACCGCACGUGCUGUCCAUAUCGUACGCAGACGAUGAGCCCACCGUUCCGCGAGCGUAUGCGGUGAAGGUGUGCACCAUGUUUGGCUUGCUCGCCGCCCGAGGCGUGUCCGUUAUCUUCGGAGCCGGGGAUGGCGGCUCGGCGGGCGGCCGAAAUGCCACUUGCCGAGCAAACGACGGCACGAAUCGGGAGAUGACUAUCGCGACGUUUCCACCGAGCUGCCCUUGGGUCACAGCUAUGGGCGCCGUGACGAACAAAGAGGGCCCUCCACCGGGUGCCGAGUUCAGCAGCGGCGGGUUCUCACAAUUCUUCGAUCGGCCGUGGUGGCAGACGGGCGUGGUUGAGGAAUAUGUUAGGCAGCUGGACGGCCACCUCUCCGGGUACUACAAUCCCAGCAUGCGUGCGCUUCCUGACAUUUCGGUGGUGGGCACGCAGUACACGACGGUUAUUGACGGUCGGCCCGUACAAGUGGACGGCACGAGCGCCAGCGCGCCCGUCUUCGCCGCCAUGAUUGCGCUGAUCAACGACGCAAGGCUUCGUAAGGGGAGGCGCUCGCUGGGCUGGCUCAACAAGAGGCUGUACUCGGAAAAGGUGCGAAACGUCCUAAAUGACACCACAGAGGGCCUGAGUCGGUCCUGCGUGUUCUCGGGAGACAAGAAGCCGGGCGGGUGGCCGGCCAAGAAGGGCUGGGAUGCCAUCACGGGCCUGGGCACGCCGGGUUCAUUUGGUGACCUACUGGGAGUGCUGGUAAAGGAUUGAGGUGAUGGGGGUUCCGAGCAGCGCGCAGUCCCUGGAGACGUGCCCGGAGACUAAUAGUAAUAAUACCUUGGUAGCAUCAGCAUUAGCAACUUAGCAUCAUGAUUUCGGAG
Molecule: messenger RNA, 2430 nt
Organism: Purpureocillium takamizusanense
Lineage: Eukaryota; Fungi; Ascomycota; Sordariomycetes; Hypocreales; Ophiocordycipitaceae
Product: Tripeptidyl-peptidase I
Exons: 1
Coding region: 419-2320 (633 amino acids)
Biological process (GO): proteolysis
Molecular function (GO): serine-type endopeptidase activity; tripeptidyl-peptidase activity
Source: RefSeq, a predicted model, not a curated record